UAUCUAAGAAACCAAAAAUAGCAAAAAACAAUUAAAAAGAAUAAAAAUAGAAAAGAAAAACGAGAGCUUGAGCGGGGGAGAGAGAGAGAGAGAGAGAGAGACAGAUGGAGGGUAAAUUGGCGGAGAGUAAGCGAAUUGCAGAGACUGCGGAGGCUACGACCACACCAGCAGGCAUGGUGUCGAAGAGAAGAAAAGUUGUUUGCUCCAGACAAUACUUGCAUUCCCCACCAUCGCCUCUCCGCUUGGAUUCUCCGACCAAGCUGGACUGCAUGCCGACCUCCGCCGCCGGUGAUUUCAGCUCCAAUGUUUGCCUCGAUCAUUCCGGUAUAUGUUGUCGCUGCUUCAACAAUGCGGCCAACGACGACGACGUUGACGAGAGCUUCAAACGUGUGGAUCUGGAGGAGGUUCCGAAUUCCGAAACCGUAAGAGCAAAAUCCAUUGAAGACAACGAAAUCAGAGAACAAGAGCCGUCGGAUGAACCGAGCGCGGACACCGUGGAACCUGAGACUGCAGGAGUACCUACGGCGGCGCUGGCGGUAGAGAACGACAGGAAUGAACCACCGGCGCGGAUUCUCCCUACGAUACAAGAAAUCGAGGAGUUUUUUGCCAAGGCUGAGAGCUACGAGCAAACGCACUUCACCGAGAAGUACAACUUUGAUUUUGUGAACGAUGUUCCCUUGGAGGGUCGGUACGAAUGGCUUCCUCUGAAACCAUGAACAACAGAGAAAAAGGCUAAAAUUACCACAGAUAGUACCGUAAAGACUACUGGUUUCAAAAUUUACUUUGGAGGAGGAAAAAAAAAAAAAACACUUUUUAUUUGCUUUUUGUACAGUUUUUUUUUUUUUUUUGGUUUUCCCUUAAUAUAUAUAUAUAUAUAUAUAUAAUAUAAAGAAUCUCUCUGCCUUUGUAGUUCUAAACCACAUUCGUAGAAGCUUCUUCUCUGCAAAAAAUUCUUAAUAAUAAUAUUUAGAAGUUUAUAAAUUUA
Messenger RNA from Ziziphus jujuba (common jujube), 985 nucleotides. Its product is annotated as cyclin-dependent kinase inhibitor 7. The transcript is spliced from 4 exons. The record is from RefSeq and is a predicted model, not a curated record. The coding region runs from base 105 to 716 and encodes 203 amino acids. Gene Ontology annotation, molecular function: cyclin-dependent protein serine/threonine kinase inhibitor activity. Lineage: Eukaryota; Viridiplantae; Streptophyta; Magnoliopsida; Rosales; Rhamnaceae. Gene Ontology annotation, cellular component: nucleus. Gene Ontology annotation, biological process: negative regulation of cyclin-dependent protein serine/threonine kinase activity.